GGUUACCCACCUGCAGUGCACCUAGGCCCUCUGCUGGGUGCUGGGGAGCUACAGCACGCCCACGUCACCGUAAAGUGAGCCCAACAGCACCAGCAGCCAAGUGCACAGAGCCAGGUAAGCGCUGUAUUGGAGGCGCGGCUGCAGGGAAGCCUAGAGGGCGGAGAUGAGCUCGCUGGGGUGACAGGACGCUUGAGGGAGCAGGCCCCUGCAGACACAGGAGGGGUCGGUGCAUCCCAGCCGAGGCAGGACCUGUGCACAGGCCUGGAGCACGGAGGGCUGAGCCUGGCAGAGCAGAGAGGGCCGGGAGCGGGGCACAGCCUCUGACCUCACAAUACCCAGGGCCCACUGGGCCAGCCUUGCCUCUGGCAAACCCUGGUGCCCUCCUCCCGCCCGGGCGAGGCCCGGGGCCCUGGGCAGUCUCCAGGUGCAGAGCCCCGACUCGGGCUGCACCCAUCCCGUUGCCCCGGGGCAUGUCUCUACUCGCCAAUUAUGAGGGGCUCCGGCAUCAGAUCGAGAGGCUGGUGAGGGAGAACGAGGAGCUAAAGAAGCUGGUGCGGCUCAUUCGGGAGAAUCACGAGCUCAAGUCGGCGAUCAAGACGCAGGCGGGCGGCCUGGGCAUCAGCGGCUUCAGCACCGGGUUCGGCCAGAUGGCGGCCACUCCUCAACACCAGGGAAACUGUGUCUUCCUGCCCCUGUCCCCGGCAGCAGCACACGAGCCCGUCCUGGAAGAAGUGGGCGUUGUGGCUCUGGCACCCCUGGCCGACAUGCUAAACAGCCCGCAGCCCGGCCCCACGGCAGGCCCCAUCGUGAGCCCCCUGACGGGCCCCCUCAGCACCUUGCUGCCCGGUCCAGGGCCCAUGUCACAGAGCGGCCUGUUCUCCAGCAUCCUGACCGGCCCCCUGACUCCGAACAGCCCCCUGGCCAGGCCCCUGGCAGUGGCCCCAGGAGGCACACUGGGCAGCUCCACGGGCACGGUCUCCACCGGCCCUCUGACUCCAAGCAGCACCCUGGCCAGCCUCAUGGCAGUGUCCCCAAGAGGCACACUGGGAAGCUCCAUGGGCUUGCCCUCCACCGGCCCCCCGACUCCGAGCAGCCCCCUGGCCGGGCCCCUGGCAGUGGCCCCAGGAGGCAUACUGGGCAGCUCCAUGGGCACGGCCUCCACUGGCCCCCUGACCCCAAGCAGCCCCCUGAUGGCACCUACGACAGGCACAGUGGCCAUCUCUCUGAGCAGCCCUCUGCUCACCUCCACAGCUGCCCCUCUAGGUGUUGCUCAGAACCUUUUGGCCAACCCCGUGAGCAAUCCGGUGCUGCCGGAGGCCCAGAGGGUGCGGCUGACAGAGCCGUUCCGAGGAUGCCCAUCUGGACCCCGUCCCUCCGCUGGAGCAGGGCCUGCUGGCACCACCAAAGUCCCAAUGUCCACUGAGCACCCACAGCCGACCCAGGACCUGGAGCCUCUCAGCGUGACAUUUGUGGGCGUGCCCUUGCACACCUCUACCCCCAUGGAGACCAAGGGCGCAGCUGGCCCUGGGACGGCCUUCUCCUUCAGCACCUCGGACGCCCGGGCCCAGCCCGGUGCCCCCCAGGGACAAGCAGUUCCUGCCCCUGCCCCCGUCGCCCCUACUGCUGCCCCCCAAGCUACCACCGACUACGCCUCCCCCGGCACCACCCACGUUGCCCAGUGCCCACCCCCGUCCCCCACCCGGGCACACCACCCCCCGACCCAGCCCUCGUCCACCCCCCACUCCCCUCCUCGAAAUCCCCAUUCCCCACCUCGAACCUCAUCCUCCCCGGCUUCAGUCAACGACCCCCGGGGUCCACGCGGCACAGAAACAUCUCGGAAAAGCAUGGUGGAGUUGGAACGGAAGCUAGCCCACAGGAAGAUCAGCAAGUUUCCGGACAGCCCCCGAGAGUCGAGGCAGCUGGCCUGGGAGCGGCUGGUGGGGGAGAUCGCCUUCCAGCUGGACCGCAGGAUCCUGUCCAGUAUCUUCCCCGAGCGUGUGCGCCUGUACGGCUUCACCGUCUCCAACAUCCCAGAGAAGAUCAUCCAGGCCUCCCUGAACCCCAGCGACCACAAGCUGGAUGAAGAGCUGUGCCAGACACUCACGCAGCGCUAUGUAAGCAUCAUGAACCGGCUGCAGAGCCUGGGCUACGACGGGCGGGUGCACCCGGCGCUCACCGAGCAGCUGGUGAACGCCUACGGGAUCCUGCGUGAGAGGCCAGAGCUGGCCGCGUCCGAGGGCGGCUCCUACACCGUGGACUUCCUGCAGCGCGUGCUGGUGGAGACCGUGCACCCCAGCAUGCUCACCGACGCCCUGCUGCUGCUCUCCUGCCUCAACCAGCUGGCGCAUGACGAUGGCAAGCCUAUGUUCAUCUGGUGAUGCCGGCUCCUGCCAGCCAGGCCCGCUCUGCCCCGCUCCUCGGUGCCAGGCCAUUAAAGCUUCCCACAGACGCUA
This is a messenger RNA of Leopardus geoffroyi (Geoffroy's cat), 2453 nucleotides long. RefSeq names its product spermatogenesis and centriole associated 1 (gene SPATC1). Bases 471 to 2378 code for a protein of 635 amino acids. The transcript has 5 exons. The record is from RefSeq and is a predicted model, not a curated record. NCBI's taxonomy places the organism in Eukaryota, Metazoa, Chordata, Mammalia, Carnivora, Felidae.